Didymosphaeria variabile is the source of this 1137-nucleotide messenger RNA. RefSeq lists its product as uncharacterized. Bases 1 to 1137 code for a protein of 378 amino acids. NCBI's taxonomy places the organism in Eukaryota, Fungi, Ascomycota, Dothideomycetes, Pleosporales, Didymosphaeriaceae. The transcript has 2 exons. The record is from RefSeq and is a predicted model, not a curated record.
AUGUUUGCUCCAACCCACAACACCGCAACCAGCGACAAGCCUACCGCGGCUCCCCCCGCUCCCAUCUUGGAUUUUCCCACCAUGUACGGCCAGAAGAAGGGCAAGCAUCUCCAGGCGACCCCAAAGUUGGCCCCGCAGCCAAACGUCAAGGCAGCUGAGCAGCCGACCACCGUCCCUGGCCCAGCUCUUGUGUCGUCCCCUAUCGGCGAUAGUAGCGAAGCAGACGAGACCGACGUAGCCCAGCUUCAGCAGGCCAACGGCGAGGCAGUCAACAAGGGCAUCUCCGCUGCAGUUCAGCAGCAGGACGACACUCAUUACCUCAACCAACCUACGGACAAGUUCCGCGAGCUUGCCAACAGGCCUCUCCAGGAGCGUCUCGCUCUACUUCGAGGUCCUACCAUCGAUGUGAAUUGUGGCGCGGCGCGUUUCGAGGUGCCAAUUUCUUUGCUGAUGGCGGUGUCAACCACAGCUUGUGACAAGUGCAACAAGCGGAAGCUCACAACCCUAGAAGUCGACCCACUUCUCAUCGCUGGGGUCACGCGUCUUCUAGACUGGCUGAGGACUUCGUUGGCUAAAUACUGUCCAUAUGGCCUGCAAUCCGUUGGCAGCGACGCCCAAUCUCUCGCGACGGACAACGAUGUCGUUCUCGCCGGUGAAGCUCUUGGGAUGCACGACAUUGUCCGUAAGUUGCGCGGCUGUUGGUGGCAAUGGCUGAAGUUCACCAACGUGGAGGAGAUCGGCCUGGAUCGUCUCCAGGUUCUGGAGGACCGCAUCUCCGACAAUUUCGUCUCAACCAUCGCUCUAAUGGUCAUCGAUGACCGAGUUUUUCCUUUCGUCGACGGCCAGAUCAAGGAGCCUGCGCGCACUCAGUUCCUCCAUUGGCUCUCGCAGCUUCCGAAGAUGCGGGGCCGCUUCUUCACCAAAGUCAAUCAGAUUGAGCAGCAGCGCACCACAGCCUUGCGCAAGCAGGACGAGUGGAAGAAGAACAAGGAACAUGCACAUCAGCUGCGCAAGAAGCAGCUUGCCCGUGACCGUGAGAUGCGAGCCGCAGCUGAGGCAAAGCUGGACCGUGGUGGUGUCACUCUGCUAACGCCCGCGGAAGCGCGCACGCUGGGCCGUCAUGGCAUGGGCGCUUGA